ACUCCAAGUAAUCAUUUAGGAAGUUUAAACUGAACGAUCGUGAUAGUAUGACAAUCGAUCAACAAAAUCAGCAAUAUUUGUUUUUGAAAAAUGAAUCAAGGACAAGUAGCAAAAGCGAAAGAAAGAAGAAAGAAAAAGCACAGAUUAAUGGAAACUCUUUCGUACAGAUGGUUUUGUCCGAAGUGCAAGAUAAAAUGUAUCACGCCAACCUGCCAGAAUUGCAGUUUGAUUUGCAGUGAAACAUGGGAGUGCUCUGACUGUGGGAAACUCAAUUUACUGGAGUAUAAAGCAUGCCUCGGCUGUAGAGGAAAAUUAGCCCAGUUUUCCAAUUCAGCAGUUGGACAGCAUACCUUCAGAGCAGAAUCUGAAUUUUCUCCCGUGAUGAACGAAGAAAACACAAGACGCAUUCUUAUCGUUGGAAUUGUUGGCUCUGGAAAAAGCUCGUUUGCAAAUUCUAUUCUUGGUAAAUCCAUGUUUAAGGCAGGUGCGGACUUUUGUUCCGUGACAGAUAAGGCGGUCUGCGGGAUGUGUGAAAGAGAGGGUACUGCUCUUUUUGUUUUUGAUACACCUGGUUUUCUGGGAGAUAUACUGGAAGAAACACAUAAAGAGGUUGAAAACGUCUACAAAAUAUUCCAAUCCUGUUUUUGGGCCACAUGUCCUGGAUUUCAUGCGAUAGCAAUUGUGAUAGGCAUUGGGCGCUUUACCCGUGAACAUUGUCAAGUUAUUGAAAAUAUCAAACGAAUUUUUGGACAGGAUUGUAUGCAAUUUGUUAUUCUAGUGUUUACAAAGAUUGACACACUAGGAGACAAAUCUUUAGAAGAUCUCCUAGAGAAAGCUGAUGAUCGAUUAAAAGCCUAUUUAAAGGAAAGCCACAAUACAUACAUAGGCAUCAACAAUAAGGCCGAAGGAGAGGCUAGCGACAAACAGAUCAAAGAAUUUCUCACCAAAGUUGAGGAAGUAUUUAAUAGAAAUGACCACAAGCACUACACUAGUGAUAUCUAUGAAGAUGUGUAUUCGGAGUUGAAAAAAGAAGCGAAAGAAAAAAGAGAAAAUGAAAACUUUAUUCGACUGAAACUUCCUUCUGAUAGCAUUUUAAAUAGAAUAGCGGAUUGGUGGAAGAAGAUUUUCAAGCGUCCGUGAUUUUAUUCAAACUUCUUUAAAUGAGGACAUUUCAUACAUAAGUAUGACGGAAAACAGGACAUCAAUGGACGAAGCAAGGAAAUGUAAAAUGGCACUCACUAUAGAUAUUGUUCAGACUAAAUUAUCUAUAAGUUUAGUCAUUGAAGUGACAAGAACUUUUUUAAGCAUCUUUGAGUAAUGACAAAACAAUCUUUCAUGAAAAAACACCAAAGCAUACUACGUUGAAUAUUAAAUAUAUCUAAAUAUAAUUGACAGAAGAAUUGUCGAAAAAAAAAUGGCUGAAAUGUCUAUAAAUUGUAAUCGAAUAUUCCCAAAGUAAUCGAAAAAAUUGUUUUUAAAAUAUGAGACAUAUAUUUUUGAACUUUAUUAUUCUGUCAAUAUCGGUGUCAGGAGGGGGAUAAGCGCAACGAAACGCAAGUUGACAUACAUCCUUGGAAAUUGAUACGGUGGCUAUUUCGCGGUAGUGUAUGUGCUUCCAUUGCCAAGAAAGUUAGGUUUUUACUACAUCGUUAUUCACAAGGAUGAAUGGGGUAGUACUUCAGACCCUGAUGGCCACUUUUAACUAGCUACACACUUCUUGCACGUUACGUUAUCACACAGCACGAUAUGCUUUCCACACGAUACGAAACGUUUCCUAAUCAAUAGGGAACGCUUUAUACACGGAGCUAUACGGUUUAUACUUAGUGAACCACACGCUAAUCGCACUGUUUGAAUUAUUCUUGCACGGUUUGCGCAAAACAGUCAACAUGAUAGUCGGUUUUUAAUUUCCUUGUUUAUGUAUUAUUUAUUGAUAAAUUUUGAAUUCAUCUAUUCAUUUCUUUCAAAUUUAUUUCAUUACGUAUUCACUUACCAUCCAUUUGACAAUGGAUCUGUUUAUCUAACAAUUGCUGCUCUGAGUACCAUACACAAUCAUUUGUUCAUAAAAUUACGAGUUGUAAUUUUCAACAGUGGGAAGCGCGUGGAAAGUAGGUGAUCUUCAAUCUUUUCUCUUUAGUUGACCACCAGAGAUUUGCGGAAUUUGUCACGCCCACUAUGGGGAUGGGUGUGUUGUUGAAGGGUCAAGAUCCCAAAACGGGGAAAAUUAACAAGGUUGGUUGCAAAUAUUUAAUCAAAAAGGGGUUGCAACUACGAUAACUCCUAAUCAAUCCACCACUGCAAAUGUCUUGUACAAAAGGGAAGCGUCAAAACUUGUCGAGGACUUGAGCUGCGUCAUAAGACGACGAAAUUCUUUAAAUAGUUCGUAGCAUCAACCAUGACAUUAUAAACUACACGAUGUAAUAGUAUUUACAUGAAGGGGUCUUCCAUGUAUGAACAUAAAAUGCAAGAACAUGUAACUGUAAAUUGGUACGAAGAAUGCAUAGACGUACAAAAUAAAUAGGAAUUAAAACACCAUCAAUCAAUUUCUAGUACUUGAUUUCAUUUCCAAUAAUUCCCUCAUGACAAAGGAGGUAAUUCAGAUUUAUUGUGGUCUCCCUGCAUUAUGGGGAUGACUCACACGAUGUACAUGAUACAUAUAGCGACUGUAUAUACUUUUCUUCAUUCAAAGUUUUCCAAAUUGCUUUGAUGAAAGAUGAAGAUAACGAACAGUGAUUAAUUUCAUAACUCCAUAAGGAAUGCAAAUUACAGAAUUCGACAAACAUUGACCUCUGGAUAUAACAGCUGGAUUCAGGUUCACAUGAUAAGUUGGCAUUCCCUGUCGACCGGUCACACCCGCCGUGAGCCCUUUAUCUUGAUCAGGCAAACGGAGUAAUCAGUAGUGAAAGUCAGUGUGUAAAGAACGGCUUAACGAUCGAUAUGAAAGACAUCAGACAACUCAAUGACAGGUUGUAUUGGCAAACUAGAUCGCUAUAAUGACCAUAGAGUUUGUGAAAUGCUGACUUUAUGUUAUACUGUUGAAAACUCUGUAGAUAAUGACCAUAGAGUUUGCGAAAUGCAGACUUUAUAUGAUACUGUUGAAACCUCUGUAGCAUUAACUUGUUUGUCAGUAGCCUUCCUUGAUUUAAAAACUGAUCAUACGCAUAUGUAUACUGUGCCCGCGUUUGUAAGAAGUUAAAAAGUUCUUGUAAUUUUAAAUACUCGUAUUGGUGGAUCCUAGUCAGUGAGUGUCAUUGUGGUUAAAAACAAUAGACUUAAAAUGUGCAUAGCAUAUAUAAGUUACUUGUACAUAUAAAGUAUCAAAUUAUCCAGACAGUUCCGAUAAACACGUCUUGAAAACACAGGACUUACACCCCUAGCAGGGUACAUUGAAUAAUGACAAAUAGUGUAUUUGCGCUUAUUGAAGAAUAAACACAACCCUUUGACAUAAAGAGGAACUCUGGGGGUAUAAUAGUGUGCAAAUUUGCAGAGAAAUCCAUGAUCUAGUUUCCUGAUAAAUGUCUUUGAAAAAAAGUGAUAUUAUUGUAAAUAAUAUGUUUUAUGCAUUUAUAUGUAACAAUACACCGGUACCUUAUUUUGCUGGCUUUGUGACGUAACAAUGCACUAGUACAUGUGUGACGUUAGAUUAUCUCUUGACGUAAUAAAUUACUGUAUGACGUUAUCAGUAUAUUGUUAUUAUCGUAAGACGUUUCACUUGUAUUAAACGAAUCAUAAGAAAAGAUAUUGUUUGUUGCCACCUUAUUUUUCAUCAUAGUAAUUAUAAUUUUCACACUAUAUCUUAACAUGUAACUUUGGGAGAUCCUAAACCAAGUCUAUGUACAAUUUGAUAAGAAAGUAGGAUCUCCCUAAUUGUUUAUCUUGAUAUCUUAUUGUCAUUAAUAAAUGACAGUUUUACAA
Molecule: messenger RNA, 3912 nt
Organism: Ostrea edulis (European flat oyster)
Lineage: Eukaryota; Metazoa; Mollusca; Bivalvia; Ostreida; Ostreidae
Product: GTPase IMAP family member 7-like
Exons: 5
Coding region: 91-1140 (349 amino acids)
Molecular function (GO): GTP binding
Source: RefSeq, a predicted model, not a curated record